AUCCACGCCGCGCUGUAGCUGGAGCUAUUACCGAAGUGCUCUCAUUUACCGUCCCACUCGCUAACUAUCACUCAUGUAUGGAGUCCAACGAGAACUAAGAAUGGACACUCGAACAAGCAAUGGGCUUGACAGGCCGCCAUCUGAGCAGCUUUGUGAUCUCCAUGUUUAUGUAAUUCCGAGUGAAUCAUGGAAUGAGAAAUUCCAUAGUGCCUACAAUGAAGUCAUUAAUGAAUCAAUAUCAGCCGGGUUUGUCCGAGUUGUUCCAGAUCUCACGAUUUAUGCACUUCGUGAUGAAAUAGAGGAGCAACUUGGCGCUGAUGAAGGCGUACCAAAGGAAUAUGUAUUCCUUAAAAGUGUUGGAAGAUGUCUAACACAGUUAAAACCAAGACAAGAAAUUGAUUUGAAAGUGAAGAGUUUUUUACCUCCAUUGGCGUAUCUUCCAGAAAUAUUCUUACUUCCAGGUCAGAGAGCACACGUUCCAUUAGCUUUACCAUCCACUGAAAAUUACAAAGCACAGCGGCACAGACAGAGUAGGGGAGGUGAUGUUGACAGUUAUUCAAAUCUUGGUGGACACGACUCCACGCCUGACCCCUUUUCAAUUGAACGUUACCCCACAAAGUCAGUUCAUCCCGAGGAGGGUGACCAUCGUCAUGGAUAUCUCCCGCCCCUCAGUGCAACCCCACCUCAAACUCCCGAUGUUGUCUCAGGUGAUUCCCCACAGCAGAGAAGGACCAAAGUGCCGCUCAAGGACAUACCGAGUCAGAACCGCUCUGGGAGAUCUGACACGUAUACAAACAACACAAAUGAAGAUUCUGGUAUUGCUGACGAUGUGGAAGAAGAACUGGAAAGGAAACGCCGGAUACAACAACAAGAAGAAGAAAGAAGGCGCCAAGAAGAACAAGAUCGACUACAAAGGUUGGAGGAAGAACGGAGACAAGCGAAUGAACGUCGGAGAAUAGAGGAGGAGAACCAACAGAAACGUCUCCGUGAAGAGGAAGAAAGGAGGAGAAGGAAGCUUGAAGAGGAAGAAAGGAGAAGAAGGAAGCUUGAAGAGGAAGAAAGGAGAAGGCAGCUUGAAGAGGAAGAGAUGAAACAGAGACUUGAAGAUGCUGAGAGACAAGCCAGAGAACGGUUACGAGAUCAGGAAGAAGAGCGAAUACAGAGGGAACGAGAGGAUCUGGAGCGACAAAGAGCUGCUUUAGAGAGGCUACAGGAAGAACAGCGGGAGCGAGAGCGACGAGAGCAGGAGAGGAGAGCACGGGAAGAGAUGGAACAACGCCAACAGGAAUUGGAAGAUCAGAUAAGAGAAGAAGAGGAAAGAAAGCAACAAGAAGAAGAAAGGAGAAAAGAAUUACAGGAGAAACAACAAAAGUCAUUUGUAUCAUCAUCAUCACCACUAAUGCGAGUUCCCGAGGUGAGACGUAGUCGAGAUACUGAGUCGGCUAAAGAGAGAGAUCUAGAGGAAAAAGAGCGCUUACUAGAUGAAUUACAAAGAGCACGAGAUGAACGACAAGAAAUGGAAAGAGAUCGAGAGGAGCUGGUACGAAGAGCAAAGUCAUUGCAGAGUAAAACGCAACAUAAACGAAACCAAGCAAGGGACUUAUGGAAAAAGAAAUACUUUGAAGAGAAAAAGAAGACUCCUCCACUCGAGGAAGAAGUCAUGAAACUUAGGCAUUCAUUAGAUACGCAACAUAAAAAGUUAGUCAAUCAACUCGAGGGCAAAGAUGGCAAGAGGAAAAAUCUUUACACUAAUCCAUCAGAAAAGACAAAUUUGAAAAUACAAAUAGCAAAAUCACAGCAUGACAUUGAGGAACUUCGACGAAGAGUAGAAAACACAAAAAUGAAAUUGACAACCGAGAUGAAGUUACGCAACCAAGCCGAAACUGAACUUCGUGCCCUGAGGGCUGAAUUAACACAGAAGAAAAUAAACGUCACUCUAUCGCGAUCUCAACAGCUUGCGGCAUUGAAGGAAUCAGAAGAAAACUUAUCAUAUAUGUCACCAAGAACACCUUUACCAUCAACUCUCAGUCCCAGAGUUCAGUAGAUUUCAAGUCUGACUGAUACAGCAUAUUACCUGAAAUAGUUACUAUGAAACUAGUUACUGCUAGAUACUAUUACUAGUUAAAUUGGUUCUGAAUGGUUACAAUAUUUGGAUGAUAUUUUAUAUUUACAUGGAUUCAUUUACUGGUUUCAACUGAUGUUUUUUAUCACAACUG
Molecule: messenger RNA, 2216 nt
Organism: Saccoglossus kowalevskii
Lineage: Eukaryota; Metazoa; Hemichordata; Enteropneusta; Harrimaniidae
Source: RefSeq, a predicted model, not a curated record